This is a messenger RNA of Peromyscus californicus insignis, 1356 nucleotides long. RefSeq names its product mitochondrial fission process 1 (gene Mtfp1). Gene Ontology annotation, cellular component: mitochondrion. NCBI's taxonomy places the organism in Eukaryota, Metazoa, Chordata, Mammalia, Rodentia, Cricetidae. Gene Ontology annotation, biological process: mitochondrial fission. Bases 113 to 613 code for a protein of 166 amino acids. The transcript has 4 exons. The record is from RefSeq and is a predicted model, not a curated record.
UUCAGCCUCGGACUUCUGGCGGGUCCUUGACUGGUGUUAGCCGAGUGCUAGUGGGGACGGAGGUGGUAGCGAGGCUCUACCGUGCAGUGCCUGGGACCGUGCUGGGGAAGUCAUGUCGGAGCAGCAGCGGCAGGGCGCCGGGCGCGACCUCUACCGGGACACGUGGGUGCGCUACCUGGGCUAUGCUAAUGAGGUGGGGGAGGCUUUCCGCUCCCUGGUGCCUACAGCGGUGGUGUGGCUGAGCUAUGGCGUGUCCAGCUCCUACGUCCUGGCUGAUGCUAUAGACAAAGGCAAGAAGGCAGGAGAGGUGCCAAGCCCUGAAGCAGGCCGCAGCACCAGAGUGGCCCUGGCUGUGGUAGACACCUUUGUGUGGCAGUCUCUGGCCUCUGUAGCCAUCCCAGGCUUCACUAUCAACCGUCUGUGUGCUGCCUCUCUCUAUGUCCUGGGUACUAUGACCCGCUGGCCCCUGACUGUCCGCAAAUGGACCACCACCACACUUGGGCUCCUGGCCAUCCCGGUCAUUGUCCACCCCAUUGACAGGUCAGUAGACUUCCUCCUGGAUUCCAGCCUGCGUAAACUGUACCCAUCAGUGGGGAAGCCCAGCUCCUCCUGACCCUGUCCUGUGCGCUGCCCAUGGCUGGCCCGCUCACACCAGAGAAUGUGGAUGCUUGGCUGUUUGGAGUCCAUGGCACCCGAGUGGGUUCAAACUCAUGGAUGCUUAGAGACAAAGGCCUUGAGGAGUGGUGGCUUCACUGAGUCCCAGAGGUGGGACCCGACCCUGUCUGCAUUAGCGGCAGUGGUUGGUACUGAGUGGGAGUGGACGCUGGCUGGGCAUGUCUUUUGAAAUAUUUUUUUAAGUAUUUUAUGUGUAUCAGUGUUUUACCUGCAUGUAUGUAUGUUUGUGCACCACCCUUGGAGGUUUAAAGAGGUCAUUGGACCCCCUGAAACUGGAAUUAGGGAUGGUUGUGAGGCACCAUGUGGGUGCUGAGAACUGAACCUGGUUUCUCUGCAAGGGCAGCCAGUGUUCCUAAGCACUGAAGUACCUCUCAGGCUCUGGGCCCAUCUUCUGAAGGAAAAGUUAAACCCUCCCGUGGAGGAGAAGGACACUAAAGCCCAGAGAGGGCAAGGGAUGCUCCUAAGGUCACGUGACAAGCCAAGGACCAGGCUGUCCAGCUGCUCUAAGUCACUGUGGUAAUGUGGCUGAGUGACUUAGGAAAAAACACAGAGGUGCCGCAUUUGGGACACUCAGGGCAGAGUCUCUGGCCAGCCAUCCCUGCUGCAGGAGCUGCUGGGGCCUGGUUGGGAGGCAGGACAAUCAUACACCAAGUGCUAGCCCAAUAAACCCUUAAAAAAUGG